AUGCGCUCCUUUUCUCUUUUUGGUCUUGUGGCUGUUGUUGUUGCUGCGUCGUCGUCGCUCGAACACAAGGUUGAAGAGAUCCAUGUUCCGGCUGUCCAGGAAGCGGCCCCAGUAAUCACGGUGAUCGACGCGAACAAGACAUAUGCCGUCAAGUAUGGAUGUGCCGGAUGUCCGUUUGGCCUGCUGAAGACUCCUCAUGCAGCAGAAUGGAUCCAUCCGCCUCCACAAAACUCCUUGAUGUUGACGCUUGCCAUUGACAAGUCGGGAUCUGCUCUGUUCCUCAAUGACGAGCGCGUCUUUCCUCUUGACCCGUUGCCUCCGCGCAUUAGUGCCGUGCAGGUGCCAAUGGAUCAUGCCGAAGACGAAGCAGAUGAGCAAGCCGAGGAGGUCAUGUCUAAGAGAAUCAGGUUUCCACUGCAGUACGAACACACUGUGUUCCGAGCUGAAGGAAAUGGAGAGGUAUGGCUCCAGUUCAACGUUACUGGUCUUGCCUGGGGAGAGGAGGCUGCACCAUUCAAGUUGGGCCAUACAGUCUUACAGGUGCUACUGCGUGAGCAACACGUUCGCCCAGAGACUCCAGGCCAGAAAGGGUGCGGCCAUGCCCUUUCCAUUGCAAGUGUACAAGUGGUUGAAGAAAAAGACCGCGUUCAGCCGCCCAGGAUGAAGUGCGGCAGACUGGCCAUGAUACGAACCGCCUUUGACCCGAACGAGUGGGACGACUAUGGCAAAUUUGGCACAUGGGCAAGGACGUGGAAUGUGGCUAUUGGCAAACUAGGCGCGCUUUGGUCUGGCUCUUCACAGAGCAAUCUACUGCUUCCUUUGUCGCUGCUGCUUGCGGCUAGCAUUCUUGUGGUACGUUGCAUUUGGCAGCUCAGGCAGCAGAUACAGGCUUGCGGGGAUUCAGCCGCCGAGUCUUGGUUGUUGGGCUGCCAUGCGCCGCCGGCAUAUGCAGACAUCCCAGUGAUCAAGAUUGAGCAGUAUGAUUAG
Bipolaris zeicola 26-R-13 is the source of this 987-nucleotide messenger RNA. RefSeq lists its product as uncharacterized. The transcript has 2 exons. Bases 1 to 987 code for a protein of 328 amino acids. The record is from RefSeq and is a predicted model, not a curated record. Lineage: Eukaryota; Fungi; Ascomycota; Dothideomycetes; Pleosporales; Pleosporaceae.